Messenger RNA from Ascochyta rabiei, 1716 nucleotides. Its product is annotated as Amino-acid permease inda1. NCBI's taxonomy places the organism in Eukaryota, Fungi, Ascomycota, Dothideomycetes, Pleosporales, Didymellaceae. Gene Ontology annotation, cellular component: membrane. The record is from RefSeq and is a predicted model, not a curated record. The coding region runs from base 1 to 1716 and encodes 571 amino acids. Gene Ontology annotation, molecular function: amino acid transmembrane transporter activity. The transcript has 4 exons. Gene Ontology annotation, biological process: amino acid transmembrane transport.
AUGGACCACGAAAAGGUCGCGCCCAUUGACGAGAAGGCCCCUCAUGGCCACACUCAGCCCACCGUCUCCUCCCAGGAGGGCGACGAAGUGGGCGAGUGGCGUGAACAGGAGGACUUUGCGACCCGCAACGGUCUCAACUUCAAGUCCUUUCAGCGCCGCCCCAAAGGUGGCCCAAUGGUCAUCCUCGACAAGUCGAUGAAGACACGCCAUCUGCACAUGAUUGCCAUUGGUGGCUCCAUCGGUGCUGGUUUUUUCGUCGGUUCUGGUAAAGCUCUGGCCAAUGGUGGCCCUGCCUCGGUCUUCCUCGACUUCUCCAUCAUGGGUAUCAUGAUCUUCAACGUCGUCUACGCUCUUGGUGAACUUGCUGUCAUGUUCCCCGUCUCUGGUGGUUUCUACACGUACUCUACUCGCUUCAUUGAUCCGUCCUGGGGUUUCGCCAUGGGUUGGAACUACGUCUUCCAAUGGGCAAUUGUCCUGCCACUCGAAUUGGUCGUUGCCGGUGUUACCGUGGGCUACUGGGACGGCGCCGCAAACGUCCACCUAGGUGUCUGGAUCACCGUCUUUUGGCUCUUCAUCGUCAUCAUCAACGUGCUUGGAACGUUGGGGUACGCAGAGGAGGAGUUCUGGUCGUCUUGCCUCAAGCUGAGCGCGACAAUCAUCUUCAUGAUUAUCGCCUUGGUCUUCGUUCUCGGUGGAGGCCCUGACAACGGUAUCUACAACGAGUACUGGGGCGCCCGCCUCUGGUAUGACCCCGGUGCUUUCAACAACGGGUUCAAAGGUUUCUGCACCGUCUUCGUCACGGCUGCCUUUGCCUUCUCCGGUACCGAGCUCGUCGGUCUUGCCGCUGCUGAGACAAAGAACCCCCUGAAGUCGCUUCCCGGUGCUAUCCGUCAGGUCUUCUGGCGUAUCACCCUCUUCUACGUUCUCGGUCUCACUUUCGUGGGUCUACUUGUCCGCUCUGACAACCCCGAUCUUCUCGGUGCGACGGGUGCCAACGCCUCCCCCUUCGUCAUUGCCGCUCGCGAUGGUGGUCUUGCCGGAUUUGACAGCUUCAUGAACGUCGUCAUUCUUGUGUCCGUCGUUUCCAUCGGUGUUUCCGGUGUCUACGGUGGCUCCCGUACCCUGACAGCUCUCGCUGAACAAGGCUAUGCCCCCAAGGUCUUCACCCACAUUGACCGCUCCGGUCGCCCGCUCUACUCCGUUAUCUUCAUCCUCGCGUGGGGAGCCCUAGGUUACAUGCAGAUCAGCGCUACUGGUGUCACUGUCUUCGACUGGCUCGUGGCGUUGUCCGGUCUCGCCGCCCUCUUCACCUGGGGUUCCAUCUGCUUUGCACACAUUCGUUUCCGCAAGGCUUGGGCUUACCACGGCCACACUGUUGACGAGAUCCCGUUCAAGGCUGCCUUUGGCGUUUACGGAUCUUGGCUCGGUCUUUCGAUCAUCUUCAUCGUUCUUGCAGCUCAGUUCUACACUGCCAUCUCACCCAUCGGCUCGAACCUCGGUACUGCCGAACAAUUCUUCCAGUCCUACCUGGCUCUGUUCGUCGUCGCCGCUUUCUGGGUCGCCGGAUACUUCUGGAAGCGCGCCGGAUGGCUCAGGACCGCUCAGAUGGACGUCGACACGGGCCGUCGCGAGCUCGACUGGGACCUUAUCAACCGCGAGCGCGAGGAGAUGAAGACCUGGCCUGUGUGGAAGCGCUUCCUCGCACGCGUCUUCUAA